UGCUUCAAGAUCACACAAGCAACACCGCAAACCAACUAAGCCUAGCUAAGAUAGUCAGGAGAAGCAAUAUACAGUAAGAGAAAUGGCCAUUCGUGUCUUGCUCCUUGCCGCAGCUCUCCUGGCCUUGUCCUCCUCUCAUGGAGCCAUCGCCUCUGAUCCGAGCCUUCUCCAGGAUUUCUGCGUUGCAGAUAAGAUGUCUCAAGUACGUGUCAAUGGAUUGCCCUGCAAAGCUGCAAAGGACGUGGUCGUCGAAGAUUUCUUCUUCUCCGGCCUUCACAUGCCUGGCAACACCACCAACAAGCAAGGCUCUGCAGUGACCGCGGUCAACGUGGCACAGAUCGGUGGGCUCAACACCCUAGGAGUCUCCCUCGUUCGGAUCGACUAUGCGACCAAUGGCCUCAACCCUCCCCACACUCACCCGCGUUCCACCGAGAUCUUGACGGUACUCGAGGGCUCCCUUGAAGUUGGCUUCGUGACCUCAAACCCUGAUAACAAGCACUUCACCAAGGUUCUCAACAAGGGAGAUGUGUUUGUGUUCCCCAAGGGUCUUGUGCAUUACCAGUUCAAUAGGGGAACAACCCAUGCGAUAGCUAUUGCAGCGUUGAGCAGCCAAAACCCUGGGGUGAUCACAAUGGCCAAUGCAGUGUUUGGAGCGAAGCCUUCCAUCUCAGAUGAUGUUAUUGCUAAGGCCUUUCAGGUGGAGAAGAACACGGUAGAUUGGAUCCAAGCUCAAUUCUAACUAUCUGAACCAAAGUGUUUGUUCGUACGUUCAGUCGCCUAUUUUACGUUUAGCUUUAUUUAAGUUGCAUUCUUUAUGAUGUUGUAAGUUGAUAUCAUGUGUCUGUGUGUGUUCUUUAUGUUUUCCAUGAGUAAUGAAUUUUCUGUAGUACAAUCCUAUUUUUAUUAACAAAAGAAAUUUGCUUGUUUCUUGUUA
Molecule: messenger RNA, 934 nt
Organism: Brachypodium distachyon (stiff brome)
Lineage: Eukaryota; Viridiplantae; Streptophyta; Magnoliopsida; Poales; Poaceae
Product: putative germin-like protein 2-2
Exons: 2
Coding region: 83-739 (218 amino acids)
Cellular component (GO): cell wall
Molecular function (GO): manganese ion binding
Source: RefSeq, a predicted model, not a curated record